AUGCUGUUGUUUCUGACAUCAGUUUCUGGGAUGUUUCCUGUCUUUCCCUACCUCUCUCCAGAUGAGACGUCGUUUGAGGCGGGCAUCAAGGUCCAGAUCCACACCCAGGACGAGCCACCCUUCAUUGACCAGCUGGGCUUUGGAGUGGCACCAGGCUUCCAGACCUUCGUAUCUUGUCAGGAACAACGGGUAGGGUGUCAGUCAAUCAAUUAAUCAAUCAAUUAAGACUGCCAUUAUUGGCUCUUCCCAAUGUGGGCUUGCUACAGGGAGGGAGGGCACAACAUUGGUCAAAACAAAUAAUGGUUGUCUGGGUUAUUGUUGAUGUCGGUAAGUGGGAGGUUGUUCGUGAUUCAUGAUGAUGUCAUCCUGCCACCUUUAAGGGGGGCUGAAAUACGUAUGUGUGUUUUCAGCUACUCAACCGGCGUGCACCGUUAUAUUUAUAUCCGAAGGCCAUGUUCUUGUUGAAAGCAGGACGAGGUAAUUCUGAAACCCAGUCAGUCAGUUUCACCUUGAACUCUGACCACUCCACUCUCCUCUCCUUCUCCUAAUGCAUGUUACAUUACGGGAAUCUCAUCAGUGGCUUGGUGGAAAUCCACACUUUUUCAAUCAGUGCUCCCAUGGCCUCUUUCUCUCUCUGCGAGAGAAGAGAACCCACCACUGAAUAAUUCCACAUGAUAUGGGGUUGGAAACUUAAUGAUUAUUAUCCCCCAAAAAAAUUGUUCCGUUCCGAGUGAUAAGAAGGAAGCCUGUACAGAAUACAAAUAUUACAAAACAUGCAUUAAGGCACUAUAGUAAAACUGCAAAAAAUGUGGCAAAUAAAUUUACUUUAUGUCCUGAAUUCAAAGCGUUAUGUUUGGGGAAAAUCCAACACAGCACAUCACUGAGUACCACUUUUCAUAUUUUCAAGCAUGGUGGUGGCUGCAUCAUGUUAUGGGUAUGCUUGUCCUUGACAAGGGUGUUUUUUAGGAUAAAAAGAAGCGGAAUAGAGCUAAGCACAGGCAAAAUCCUAGAGGAAAACCUGGUUCAGUCUACUUUCCAACAGACACUGGGAGACAAAUUCACCUUUCAGCAGGACAAUAGCCUUAAACACAAGGCCAAAUCUACACUGGAGUUGCUUACCAAGACGACAUUGAAUGUUCCUGAGUGGCCUAGUUACAGUUUUGACUUAAAUAUGCUUGAGAAUCUAUGGCAAGACUUGAAAAUGGCUGUCUAGCAAUGAUCAACAACCGACCAACCGACCAACCAACCAACCAACCGACCAACCAACCAACCGACCAAUCAAAGAUUGAAGAAUAAUAAUAAUCCAAAAAGUGGACAUAUUGUCCAAUCCAGGUGUGCAAAGCUCUUAGAGACUUACCCAGAAAGACUCACAGCUGUAAUCGCUGCCAAAGGUGAUUAUAACAUGUAUUGACUCAGGGGGUUGAAUAUCAAAUCAAAUCAAAUCAAAUUGUAUUGGCCACAUGCGCCGAAUACAACAUGUGCAGACAUUACAGUGAAAUGCUUACUUACAGCCAUUAACCAACAGUGCAUUUAUUUUUUAUAAAAAAGUAAAAUAAAACAACAACAAAAAAGUGUUGAGAAAAAAAGAGCAGAAGUAAAAUAAAAUGACAGUAGGGAGGCUAUAUAUACAGGGGGGUAGCGGUGCAGAGUCAAUGUGCGGGGGCACCGGCUAGUUGAGGUAGUUGAAGUAAUAUGUACAUGUGGGUAGAGUUAAAGUGACUAUGCAUAAAUAAUUAACAGAGUAGCAGCAGCGUAAAAAGAUGGGGUGGGCAGUGCAAAUAGUCCGGGUAGCCAUGAUUAGCUGUUCAGCAGUCUUAUGGCUUGGGGGUAGAAGCUGUUGAGAAGUCUUUUGGACCUAGACUUGGCACUCCGGUACCGCUUGCCGUGCGGUAGCAGAGAGAACAGUCUAUGACUAGGGUGGCUGGAGUCUUUGACAAUUUUGAGGGCCUUCCUCUGACACCGCCUGGUAUAGAGGUCCUGGAUGGCAGGAAGCUUGGCCCCAGUGAUGUACUGGGCCGUACGCACUACCCUCUGUAGUGCCUUGCGGUCGGAGGCCAAGCAGUUGCCAUACCAGGCGGGGAUGCAACCAGUCAGGAUGCUCUCGAUGGUGCAGCUGUAGAAUUUUUUUGAGGAUCUGAGGACCCAUGCCGAAUCUUUUCAGUCUCCUGAGGGGGAAUAGGCUUUGUCGUGCCCUCUUCACGACUGUCUUGGUGUGUUUGGACCAUGAUAGUUCGUUGGUGAUGUGGACACCAAGGAACUUGAAGCUCUCAACCUGUUCCACUACAGCCCCGUCGAUGAGAAUGGGGGCGUGCUCAGUCCUCUUUUUUUUCCUGUAGUCCACAAUCAUCUCCUUUGUCUUGGUCACGUUGAGGGAGAGGUUGUUAUCCUGGCACCACACGGCCAGGUCUCUGACCUCCUCCCUAUAGGCUGUCUCAUCGUUGUCGGUGAUCAGGCCUACCACUGUUGUGUCGUCUGCAAACUUAAUGAUGGUGUUGGAGUCGUGCCUGGCCAUGCAGUCAUGGGUGAACAGGGAGUACAGGAGGGGACUGAGCACGCACCGCUGAGGGGCCCCCGUGUUGAGGAUCAGUGUGGCAGAUGUGUUGUUACCUACCCUUACCACCUGUGGGCGGCCCGUCAGGAAGUCCAGGAUCCAGUUGCAGAGGGAGGUGUUUAGUCCCAGGCAUCCUUAGCUUAGUGAUGAGCUUUGAGGGCACUAUGGUGUUGAAUGCUGCGCUGUAGUCAAUGAAUAGCAUUCUCACGUAGGUGUUCCUCUUGUCCAGAUGGGAAAGGGCAGUGUGGAGUGCAAUAGAGAUUGCAUCAUCUGUGGAUCUGUUGGAGCGGUAUGCAAUACUUAUCUAAUCAAGAUAUUUUAGUGUUUUAUUUUUCAUACAUUCUUUACAAAUGUUAGAAUUGUUCUUACACUUUGACUUAAGAGUAUUUUGUGUAGAUCAUUGACAAAAAAUUACAAUUAAAUCAAUUUUAAUCCCACUAAAUAAGUUUUAUAAAUAAGUGGUAUAAGUCAAGGUGUGUGAAUACUUUCGGAAGGCACUGUAUGUGAUGCACACACACAAACACACACCACACACACACACACACAAUAUAUGUAAAUGUUUUUAAAUGUAUGUAAAUUGUUUAUCUGUAAUGUAUUUUUCGUUAUGUGUUAGACCCCAGUAUGUCUAGCUGUCGCCAUUGGGCGGCGACUAAUGGGGAUCCCAAAAAGUUGAAAUAAAUAAAAUUGUAUCCUUAACUAGCAUUGAAAAAGUUAAUCCAUUCUUCUCUAAUUAAAAAUCUCUCUCCCUAUUUUUUGAAUAAUUCAUGUAACAUCUGUAGCCUAUGCUUUGGAGGGGGAAUGGGCAGGUAACCGACACACUGGCAAAGGUUUUCAACUGGCAUGCAGACACUGACUGGAAGAAGUUUCUAGGUGACAGAGUGAGGGCUUUGUAUAAGCGCUUUGUUGUGUUUUUUGUGGGGCUGUAAAAAAAAAAAAUGUAGAUCGUUCUGUUUCGGUUCCAACCCCUGGCACCCAUCCAUCCCUACCCUCUCAUCAUGUAUAUCAAAUCAGACCGAGUGUGAACUUAUACAGUGAGGGAAAAAAGUAUUUGAUCCCAUGCUGAUUUUGUACGUUUGCCCACUGACAAAGAAAUGAUCAGUCUAUAAUUUUAAUGGUAGGUUUAAUUGAACAGUGAGAGACAGAAUAACAACAAAAAAAUCCAGGGAUUUUGUCCCACUCCUCUUUGCAGAUCUUCUCCAAGUCAUUAAGGUUUCGAGGCUGACUUUUGGCAACUCGAACCUUCAGCUCCCUCCACAGAUUUUCUAUGGGAUUAAGGUCUGGAGACUGGCUAGGCCACUCCAGGACCUUAAUGUGCUUCUUCUUGAGCCACUCCUUUGUUGCCUUGGCCGUGUGUUUUGGGUCAUUGUCAUGCUGGAAUACCCAUCCACGACCCAUUUUCAAUGCCCUGGCUGAGGGAAGGAGGUUCUCACCCAAGAUUUGACGGUACAUGGCCCCGUCCAUCGUCCCUUUGAUGCGGUGAAGUUGUCCUGUCCCCUUAGCAGAAAAACACCCCCAAAAGCAUAAUGUUUCCACCUCCAUGUUUGACGGUGGGGAUGGUGUUCUUGGGGUCAUAGGCAGCAUUCCUCCUCCUCCAAACACGGCGAGUUGAGUUGAUGCCAAAGAGCUCCAUUUUGGUCUCAUCUGACCACAACACUUUCACCCAGUUCUCCUCUGAAUCAUUCAGAUGUUCAUUGGCAAACUUCAGACGGGCAUGUAUAUGUGCUUUCUUGGGCAGGGGGACCUUGUGGGUGCUGCAGGAUUUCAGUCCUUCACGGCGUAGUGUGUUACCAAUUGUUUUCUUGGUGACUAUGGUCCCAGCUGCCUUGAGAUCAUUGACAAGAUCCUCCCGUGUAAUUCUGGGCUGAUUCCUCACCGUUCUCAUGAUCAUUGCAACUCCACGAGGUGAGAUCUUGCAUGGAGCCUCAGGCCGAGGGAGAUUGACAGUUCUUUUGUGUUUCUUCCAUUUGCGAAUAAUCGCACCAACUGUUGUCACCUUCUCAUAAAGCUGCUUGGCAAUGGUCUUGUAGCCCAUUCCAGCCUUGUGUAGGUCUACAAUCUUGUCCCUGACAUCUUUGGAGAGCUCUUUGGUCUUGGCCAUGGUGGAGAGUUUGGAAUCUGAUUGAUUGAUUGCUUCUGUGGACAGGUGUCUUUUAUACAGGUAACAAGCUGAGAUUAGGAGCACUCCCUUUAAGAGUGUGCUCCUAAUCUUAGCUCGUUACCUGUAUAAAAGACACUUGGGAGCCAGAAAUCUUUCUGAUUGUCACGGUCGUUGAGAGACGGGUCAGACCAAGGUGCAGCGUGGUAUGCGUACAUGUUUAUUAGAACAAAUAAACACUUGACAAAACAACAAAAGCAACGUAACCGUGAAGAUCCUAAGGGCUAACACCACAAGCCUAUCAGGAACACAAACAAGAUCUUUUUGUUGUUGUUAUUCUGUCUCUCACUGUUCAAAUAAACCUACUAUUUAAAUUAUAGACGGAUCAUUUCUUUGUCAGUGGGCAAACGUACAAAAUCAGCAGGGGAUCAAAUACUUUUUUCCCUCACUGUACUCUCUCUGGGUCACUAAAUAUAGUAUUUAUAAUGGUUCCCCAUUAGUUCCUGCCAAGGCAGCAGCUACUCUUCCUGGGGUUUAUUAUGGAUCCAUUUAUUAUGGAUUCCUGGGGUCCAAACACAUUAAGGCACAUCACACACAACAAAAAACGGUACACCAUAUAACAUCAUUGCACCACUACAUAUCUACAACACAAAAUACCGCCAUACAACAAUAUUACAAUGAAUGUAUGUGUGUACAAAGUGUGUGUGCUAGCGUGUGUGUGCGUAUGCGUGAAUACGCACAUACAAUACUGGUCAAAAGUUUUAGAACACCUACUCAUUCAAGGGUUUUUCUUUAUUUUUACUGUUUUCUACAUUGUAGAAUAAUAGUGAAGACAUCAAAACUAUGAAAUAACACAUAUGGAAUCAUGUAGUAACCAAAAAAGUGAUAAACAAAUCAAAAUAUAUAAUCAAAAUAUAUUUUAUAUUUGCGAUUCUUCAAAUAGCCAUGAGUAGGUGUGUCCAAACUUUUGACUGGUACUUUAUGUAAAUGUGAUAUAUCAGUUUUGUUUUGUUUUUUCAUUGGAAAGAAAUUCUAAAAACCAGUUUUUGCUUUGUCAUUAUGGAGUAUUGUGUGUAGAUUGAUGAGAAAAAAUGAUUUAAUCCAUUUUAGAAUAAAGUUGUAACGUAACAAAAUGUGGAAAAUGUCAAGGGGUCUGAAUACUUUCCGAAUGCACUGUAAAACGCAGGAAAAUCACAUUGUUGACUGCACUGGGCCUUUAAUAUUACUCACACUUAGGGGAGAGUGGGGUACAUUGGGCAUUUUUUAUAUUCAGCAUCACUCCGUCAAGGGAAAUAUAGUAUUCUUUUGAUAUCUACAUAUAUUUCAGGAUGUUGUGUAUCACUGGAAAUAAUCAGAAUUCAUGUAAACAUUAUCGUUUUGAAAACAUAGCUUGUCCACAAAAUGUGGUCUCUUGGCACAACUUACACCGGGUAUGGGGUAUGUUGAGCCCGGGACAGGGUAAGUUAAGCCACCUACAGAUUUCUGUACUGAAUGAAAUAUUACCACUACCUUUUUAAAACCCAUGACUAUCUUUAUUUCCAUAAAACACAAUUCAACACGAUCACAACCGCUUUUUGUCCUUUAAUCAUUAUAUGCAUAUUUUAACACAGGUUUAACACCUAAGGCCAGGCCCUGUUAUUACCUCAUAUCAACCUCAUAUCCCACUUCAAUUUGCUCAAUUUGCCAUUGGCUCAACCAUUGUCUCAACUUACCCCAUGGCCAUUGGCUCAAUUUAUUCCAAGGCAAACAUUUUUGUCUAUAUUAGCCCACACAGCUACAAGGAUGCACUUUCAUGCUAGGUUUAGGACCUCAUAUUGAAACGUAUAGAGAGAGACCCAAACUUAAAAGUAUCUACUUUGAUUUAGAUACAAGCAUCAUGAAUCCUCUAACACAAUAAAUUCAUUUGACUUUGGUGAUAGUCCGUUUUUUUGGACCUAACUUGCUUUGUCCAUGUGGAUUCUUCUUCUCAGACUCCAUGAAAUGAUCACCUCUUCCUAAAUAUUUGGUCAAAUUAUUAAUUUUGUGUAUGGUUUCCUAGAAACAAUGCCGGCUCAACUUACCCCUUCAGCUAAACUUACCCCUCUCUCCCCUAAUCUACUUCUAAUGAAGAGAAUCCGGAAUGUUCUCUACCAUUUAUGAAAGAGAAUAUUUCAGAGCUCUCCUCAACUCUUUGUUCUUUCUCUGUCUUUCCUCACGCUCUCUCUCUCUCUCCCACUUACUCACACACACAGACAUGUAGGCUAAAGCCUGUAAAACAUUCAUACUCACUUCAGCCUCAGCAAAUUAGCCAGUAACCUUCAAUUAGGAGGAACUCCGGUUGAAAACUAAACAACACAACGAUUUGUUUCUCUGUUUUUUUUCUGAGUUGGUGGUUACUGUUAAUAAAGCCAAAAGCUUUUCACAGACAGUUGCAAGACGGCUGGUUCUUCAGACAGGUAUGAAACAGAUGAUGAGUUGGACAAACCCAGAGAAAGCUAGAGAUGCGUCCCAAAUGGCACCCCCUUUCCCUACACCCUAUGGGCCCUGGUCAAAAGUAGUGCACUAUAUUGGGAAUAGGGUGCCAUUUGGAACACCGUGUGCUGCUCAGCCCAUUGUGACCAGCACUGUUUAAUUUCAUUCUCUUUUCUUCUGCCUUCGCACAACUGUGAAUCCUCCCAUCUGAAACAGCAAAUAGAGAAAUCAUUAUUUUGUAAUUCGAUUUUGGGGGGAGAUGGGACAGAAUGUGUGUGAACAUGUGUUGGUACACUCAGUAAUCCCCUCUUUGAACCAUGUGGUAUAAGGGUCUAUGUGUUUAGUUAACGUGUUGGUACACUCAGUAAUCCUCUCUUUGAACCAUGUGGUAUAAGGGUCUAUGUGUUUAGUUAACGUGUUGGUACACUCAGUAAUCCUCUCUUUGAACCAUGUGGUAUAAGGGUCUAUGUGUUUAGUUAACGUGUGUUGGUACACUCAGUAAUCCCCUCUUUGAACCAUGUGCAAAUUUUUUUUAUAAAUGUUUGCACAUUUAUAAAAAAUAAAGAAAACUGAUAUCACAUUUACGUAAGUAUUCAAACCCUUUACUCAGUACUUUGUUGAAGCACCUUUGGCAGCGAUUACGGCCUCAAAUCUUCUUUGGUAUGAUGCUACAAGCUUGGCACACCUGUAUUUGGGGAGUUUCUCCCAUUCUUCUCUGCAGAUUGUUUCAAGCUCUGUCAGGUUGGAUAGGGAGUGUCACUGCACAGCUCUUUUCAGGUCUCUCCAGAGAUGUUCGAUCGGGUUCAAGUCUGGGCUCUCUAGCUGGGCCACUCAAGGACAUUCAGAGACUUGUCCCGAAGCCACUCCUGUGUUGUCUUGGCUGUGUGCUUAGGGUCGUGGUCCUGUUGGAAGGUGAACCUUUGCCCCAGUCUGAGGUCCUGAGCGCUCUGGAGCAGGUUUUCAUCAAGGAUCUCUCUGUUCUUUGCUCCGUUCAUCUUUCCCUCAAUCCUGACUAGUCUCCCAGUCCCUGCCGCUGAAAAACAUCCCAACAGCAUGAUGCUGCCACGACCAUGCUUCACCGUAGGCAUGGUGCCAGGUUUCCUCCAGACGUGACGCUUGGCAUUCAGGCCAAAGAGUUUAAUCUUGGUUUCAUCAGACCACAGAAUCUUGUUUCUCAUGGUCUGAGAGUCCUUUAGGUGAUUUUUGGCAAACUCCAAGUGGGCUCUCAUAUGCCUUUUACUUAGGAGUGUCUUCCGUCUGGCCACUCUACCAUAAAGGCCUGAUUGGUGGAGUACUGCAGAGAUGUUUGUCCUUCUGGAAGCUUCUCCCAUCGCCACAGAGGAACUCUGGACCUCUGUCAGAGUGACCAUCGGGUUCUUGGUCACCUCCAUGACCAAGGCCCUUCUCCCCCGAUUGCUCAGUUUGACCGGGCGGCCAGCUCUAGGAAGAGUCUUUGUGGUUCCAAACUUCUUCCAUUUAAGAAUGAUGGAGGCCACUGUGUUCUUGGGGACCUUCAAUGCUGCAGAAAUGUUUUGGUACCCUUCCCCGGAUCUGUGCCUCAACACAAUCCUGUCUUGGAGCUCUACGGAUAAUUCCUUUGACCUCAUGGCUUGGUUUUUGCUCUGACAUGCACUGUCAACUGUGGGACCUUAUAUAGACAGGUGUGUGCCUUUCCAAAUCAUGUCCAAUCAAUUGAAUUUACCACAGGUGGAGUCCAAUCAAGUUGUAGAAACAUCUCAAGGAUGUUCAAUGGAAACAGGAUGCACCUGAGCUCAAUUUCAAGUCUUAUAGCAAAGGGUCUGAAUACUUAUGUAAAUAAGGUAUUUCUGUUUUUUAUUUUUAAUAAAUUAGCAAACAUUUCUAAAAACCUGUUUUCGCUUUGUCAUUAUGGGGUAUUGUGUGUAGAUUGAUGAGGAAAAAUGUGUAUUUAAUCAAUUUUAGAAUAAGGCUGUAACAUAACAGAAUGUGGAAAAGUUCAAGGGGUAUGCACUGUAUGUCCUUACAUCUCUCUGUCUCUCCUCUAUAGCUAACGUUCCUUUCUCCCCCAUUGACUCAGACUUCUUCUGACCUCUCUCUCUCUCUCUCUCUCUCUCUCUCUCUCUCUCUCUUUCUCUCUUCUGUAGCUGACGUACCUGCCUCCUCCAUGGGGGGAUUGCAAGUCCACUCCCAUGGACUCUGACUUCUUCAGCUCCUAUAGCCUCACGGCCUGCCGUAUCGACUGUGAGACACGCUACCUGGUGGAGAACUGCAACUGCCGCAUGGUGCACAUGCCUGGUAGGAGCCUCUCUCUCUCAAUUUCAAUUUCAAUUUCAAUUUAAGGGGCAAUAUUGGCAUGGGAAACAUAUGUUUAUAUUGCCAAAGCAAGUUAAAUAGAUAAUAAACAAAAGUGAAAAAAAUAUAUUAAAAAAAUAACAGUAAACAUUACACUCACAAAAGUUCCAAAAUAAUAAAGACAUUUCAAAUGUCAUAUUAUGUCUAUAUGAUAAUAAAUAAUAUAAUGAUGUGCAAAUAGUUAAAGUACAAAAGGGAAAAUAAAUCAACAUCAACAUAAAUGUGGGUUGUAUUUACAAUGGUGUUUGUUCUUCACAAAUCUUGCUGCUGUGAUGGCACAUUGUGGUAUUUCACCGAAUAGAUAUUGGAGUUUAUCAAAAUUGGGUUUGUUUUCGAAUUCUUUGUGGGGAAUAUGUGUCUCUAAUAUGGUCAUACAUUUGGCAGGAGGUUAGGAAGUGCAGCUCAGUUUCCACCUCAUCUUGUGGGAAGUGUGCACAUAGCCUAUCUUCUCUUGAGAGCCAGGUCUGCCUACGGCAGCCUUUCUCAAUUGCAAGGCUAUGCUAAUUGAGUCUGUACUUAGUCAAAGCUACUCUCUCUCUCUCUCUCUCUCUCUCUCUCUCUCUCUCUCUCUCUCUCUCUCUCUCUCUCUCUCUCUCUCUCUCUCUCUCUCUCUCUCUCUCUCUCUCUCUCUCUCAUUUACACAUACACACAUGAUACCUGUAAAAUUACAACUGGUACACAUGCAUCAGCCAAGUCCUGGCUCAGUGGAGUUUUCCAAAAAAGCUCAACUUGUGGGGCGGGUUGCCAUACACAACGUUGCUGGUUCGAUACCCCACCCCAAACCACUAACUAUAAACUUAACCAAUCACAUUUCUUGCCUAAACUUAAAUUAAUUCCUGCCCUUGAGGCAGAGAGGCCCCUAGAAAAAGAUAAAAUGGAGGAACAUUUCGCCUGCCAAGUGCUGAGUUAUCCUCUAUGUCACUGACGCUAUAGGGAACCAUGACUCAGAGUCACAAACAAAGAUGUGAAAAACGUGUCGUCACACUGCUAUGGUUCAGUAGAUUUACAGUGGCUUGUGAAAGUAUUCACCUUGGGGUAGUAACAGACUACAUUGGUUCACCUUGGGGUAGUAACACACUACAUUGGUUCACCUUGGGGUAGUAACACACCACAUUGGUUCACCUCGGGGUAGUAACACACUACAUUGGUUCACCUUGGGGUAGUAACACACUACAUUGGUUCACCUUGGGGUAGUAACACACUACAUUGGUUCACCUUGGGGUAGUAACACACUACAUUGGUUCACCUUGGGGUAGUAACACACUACAUUGGUUCACCUUGGGUAGUAACACACUACAUUGGUUCAACCUUGGGGUAGUAACACACUACAUUGGUUCACCUUGGGGUAGUAACACACUACAUUGGUUCACCUUGGGGUAGUAAACCACACUACAUUGGUUCCACCUGUGGGGUAGUAACAGACUACAUUGGUUCACCUUGGGGUAGUAACACACUACAUUGGUUGUGCUGGAUUUGUCAGAACAAUUGCUAAUGCCAAUGUUUGUCAGCCUGAUCAGUGUUGAGGCCAGAGAUACAAUUUUAAUAUCGGUUCUACUUAUUUCCUGAAUAGAUCUAAUUGUCAAAUCUAGUUUUUAUUAUGAUUCAUUCCUACAAAAUGGUUGUCAGCCUGUGCUAUCUAAAUGUGGAAUCUAGCUUUUAUUCUGAAUUGUUCCUAUAAUCAACACCUGUAAUUGAUGCUUGUUAGAAGUAGCAGUAGCAGUGUAUCUCAGUAGUUAUUCUGUGUGCUAUGGAAGACACUUGUCCCCAGCGUAUCCAUCAGUCAUCUGCACUGUGAAGCACCCUCCUCCACUUUGUCCCAAAUGGCACAAUAUUCCCUAUAAUAGUGCACUACUUUUGACUAGGGCCCUGGUCAAAAGUAGGGCACUACAUAGGGAAUAGGGUGUUGUUUGGGGCAUUGUCCUCCUCUGUAGCUUCUGUCAUGAGCUCAUUAAUUAAUCCUCAUCACUCCAGACCUGCCGGUGUCAUUUACUGGAUUUGAACAGUGUGGCAGGGAUCUGAAUAACAAUAGGUAUACGACAGGAGGGAGCUAAUUCACUGUAUCUAGGACAUCAUGUUGUUGUGUGUCUCUAACUGUGUUCUCACUAAUAGAAGAGCUUGUGCAAUCUAGAGAACAUGAAAGGACACCAGUGUUAAUAAAAAUCAAUAAUUAAAUUGGGAGAAGUUCUCUGGGCAGAUAAGAAAGAUGAAAUAAAUCAAGAGAGAAAGAGGAGUUGUAAUGACAGACAGAGAUGUCCCCUCAUCCAGGAUGUUGUGUUCUGUCUGUGUCAUGUUUUCCUCAGGAGAUGCCCCUUACUGCACCCCAGAGCAGUACAAGGAGUGUGCCGACCCCGCCUUGGGUAAGUAAAACCUCCAGUCUCGGUCCGUGCACAAAGCAAGAUCCAUACAGAAAUGGUUUGUCGAGAUCAGUGUGGAGGUUUUUGACUGGCCUGCACAGAGACCUGACCUCAACCCCAUCUAACACCUUUGGGAUGAAUUGGAACACCGACUGUGAGCUAGGCCUAAUCGCCCAACAUCAGUGCUGACCUCACUAAUGCUCCACUAAUGGAAGCAAGUCCCCGCAGCAAUGUUCCAACAUUGUGGAAAGCCUUCCCAGAAGAGUGGAGGCUGUUAUAGCAGCAAAGGGGGGACCAACUCCAUAUUAAUGCCCAUGAUUUUGGAAUGAGAUGUUUGACGAGUAGGUGUCCACAUACUUUUGGUCAUGUAGUGUGUAUCUCUCUCUCUCUCUCUCUCUCGCUCUCACUCUCUCGCUCUCUCUCUCUCUCUCUCUCUCUCGCUCUAUCUAUGUAUCCCCUUAAGUUGUCCCCUGUCUCUUUCUACCUAAACAGGGCUUUCCCACUGGGCACAGACGUCAGCUCAACAUUUAGUUUUGAUUUACAUUUGGUUGAGUUGUCAACUAACGUGAAUUCAACGUGAAAUCAACAAAAAAUGUCAUUGGAUUUAGGUUAAAAGUUGGCUGAAAAAUAGACAAAAUGCCCUUACAUUGAUGACUUUUUUUUGCAAAUCCAGUCAGUUUUCCGUGUUGAUUCAAUGUCCUCACAGAUGUUUUUGGUUGAAAUGACGUGGAAUGACAAUGUUGAUUCAACCAUUUUUUUGCUGAGUGGAUUGUCUGUUUCUCACGCCCUGCAACAUGCUGUAGUGCUACUAUAUAGGGUGCUAUAAAGGACACUGUCCCCUUGUUGUGUCCCCUUGUAGACUUCCUGGUGGAGAGGGAUAAUGACUACUGUGUGUGUGAGACACCCUGCAGCAUGACGCGCUUUGGAAAGGAGAUGUCCUUCGUCAAGAUCCCCAGUAAGGCCUCGGCCAAGUACCUGGCCAAGAAGUACAACAAGACAGAGCAGUACAUCGCGUAAGUUUACCUGUCUGCUCCUUAUCUAUCUGUCAGGUGCGUAAGUUUACCUGUCUGCUCCUUAUCUAUCUGUCAGGUGCGUAAGUUUACCUGUCUGCUCCUUAUCUAUCUGUCAGGUGCGUAAGUUUACCUGUCUGCUCCUUAUCUAUCUGUCAGGUGCGUAAGUUUACCUGUCUGCUCCUUAUCUAUCUUUCAGGUGCGUAAGUUUACCUGUCUGCUCCUUAUCUAUCUGUCAGGUGCGUAAGUUUACCUGUCUGCUCCUUAUCUAUCUGUCAGGUGCGUAAGUUUACCUGUCUGCUCCUUAUCUAUCUGUCAGGUGCGUAAGUUUACCUGUCUGCUCCUUAUCUAUCUGUCAAGUGUGGACAUUUAAAUAAAGGACAAUAUGAAGAAUCAUAUCCCCCAAAAAAGUGGGUUUAAAAAUACCUGUAGCGCGCUCUGUAAAUUGUUUUCUUGUGAAAGUUUAAAGUUGUAUUGUUAAUGAUCACCAUGACAGUCGGUCAGGUGAUUCAGAUUGUGUGUUAUCACGCAUUGCAUGAUGCUUAUUUAGAGGUUAAACGACUUCAAACAGACAAAACAGCAAAUGCAUUACAGUGAGUCAGUUCCCUCAGACAAAUUCAUCAUCGACAUGAUCUAAAUUCUCAGUGGAUAGAAAAUGUUUCCUUCUCUUCCUCCAGUCUGUUUAGAGGUGAAUCAGAUUGGAAUGAAUUUGCAUGAAUAUGUCUUGAGAGAGAGAGGUCUAGUUUGCGAGUGCAUGUGUGUGCGUGUGUGCGUGUGUGCGUGUGUGCAUGUGUGUGCGUGUGUGCGUGUGUGCGUGUGUGCGUGUGUGCGUGCGUGUGUGCGUGUGUGUGUGUGUGUGUGUGUGUGUGUGUGUGUGUGUGACAGAGACAGAGACAGAGACAGGGGAUGGUUGUUCGCUGGGCACUAGAAGGUGGGCUUGUCUGAUUGUUGCUGUUAUGCCAGCUGCUCUAGGUGUGUGUGUGUGUGUGUGUGUGUGUGUGUGUGUGUGUGUGUGUGUGUGUGUGUGUGUGUGUGUGUGUGUGUGUGUGUGUGUGUGUGUGUGUGUGUGUGUGUGUGUGUGUGUCAGACCGUCCCAGUUGGUCAGAGAUCCCAGGUUAACCAGAUGAGUAAUGAGAGGAGCUGACAGGCGUUUGUCUGGAGACGACGUGACACACACACUGACACGUAACACACACUGACACGUAACACACACUGACACGUAACACACAGCCGCUCCUGCAAAUCAGAGGAGAAAUUGCAGCGAGAUAGAGAGAGAGAGAGAAUGUCAGGGAGUUUGUAACUAAACUAAAAACUAAUUUGGAUAUUUCCCUCCUAGACAAGGGAGUGUAAAGUUAUACAUUUGUAGAUUGUAGAUGUAAUAUCUCAAGAGAUUAUUAGUAGUAUCAACAAUAACUUGUUGAUAUUAUACAUGUUCUUCAUUCUAUAUAUGAUUCAGAUUAUACAUGUUCUUCAUUCUAUAUGUGAUUCAGAUUAUACAUGUUCUACAUUCUAUAUGUGAUUCAGAUUAUACAUGUUCUACAUUCUAUAUGUGAUUCAGAUUAUACAUGUUCUACAUUCUAUAUGUGAUUCAUAUUAUACAUGUUCUACAUUCUAUAUGUGAUUCAGAUUAUACAUGUUCUACAUUCUAUAUGUGAUUCAUAUUAUACAUGUUCUACAUUCUAUAUGUGAUUCAUAUUAUACAUGUUCUACAUUCUAUAUGUGAUUCAGAUUAUACAUGUUCUUCAUUCUAUAUGUGAUUCAGAUUAUACAUGUUCUACAUUCUAUAUGUGAUUCAGAUUAUACAUGUUCUUCAUUCUAUAUGUGAUUCAGAUUAUACAUGUUCUACAUUCUAUAUGUGAUUCAGAUUAUACAUGUUCUACAUUCUAUAUGUGAUUCAUAUUAUACAUGUUCUACAUUCUAUAUGUGAUUCAGAUUAUACAUGUUUCUACAUUCUAUAUGUGAUUCAUAUUAUACAUGUUCUACAUUCUAUAUGUGAUUCAUAUUAUACAUGUUCUACAUUCUAUAUGUGAGUCAGAUAUACAUGUUCUACAUUCUAUAUGUGAUUCAUAUUAUACAUGUUCUACAUUCUAUAUGUGAUUCAGAUUAUACAUGUUCUUCAUUCUAUAUGUGAUUCAGAUUAUACAUGUUCUACAUUCUAUAUGUGAUUCAGAUUAUACAUGUUCUACAUUCUAUAUGUGAUUCAGAUUAUACAUGUUCUACAUUCUAUAUGUGAUUCAGAUUAUACAUGUUCUACAUUCUAUAUGUGAUUCAGAUUAUACAUGUUCUACAUUCUAUAUGUGAUUCAGAUUAUACAUGUUCUUCAUUCUAUAUGUGAUUCAGAUUAUACAUGUUCUACAUUCUAUAUGUGAUUCAGAUUAUACAUGUUCUUCAUUCUAUUGUGAUUCAGAUUAUACAUGUUCACAUUCUAUAUGUGAUUCAGAUUAUACAUGUUCUUCAUUCUAUAUGUGAUUCAGAUUAUACAUGUUCUACAUUCUAUAUGUGAUUCAGAUUAUACAUGUUUCUACAUUCUAUAUGUGAUUCAGAUUAUACAUGUUUCUACAUUCUAUAUGUGAUUCAUAUUAUACAUGUUCUACAUUCAUAUGUGAUUCAUAUUAUACAUGUUCUACAUUCUAUAUGUGAUUCCAGAUUAUACCAUGUUCUUCAUUCUAUAUGUGAUUCGAUUAUACAUGUUCUACAUUCUAUAUGUGAUUCAGAUUAUACAUGUUUCUUCAUUCUAUAUGUGAUUUCAGAUUAUACAUGUUCUACAUUCUAUAUGUGAUUCAGAUUAUAACAUGUUCUCAUUCUUAUGUGAUUCAUAUUAAUACAAUGUUCUACAUUCUAUAUGUUGAUUCAGAUUAAUACAUGUUCCUACAUUCUAUAUGUGAUUCAUAUUCAUACAGUUUCCUACAUUCUAUAUGUGAUUCAUAUUAUACAUGUUCUACAUCUAUAUGUGAUUCAGAUUAACAUGUUCUUCAUUCUAUAUGUGAUUCAGAUUAUACAUGUUCUACAUUCUAUAUGUGAUUCAAUUAUACUGUUCCUACUUCUAUAUGUGAUUCAGAUAUACAUGUUCCAUACAUUCUAUAUGUGAUUCAGAUUAUACAUGUUCUAACAUCUAUAUGUGGGUUCAGAUUAUAUAAUGUUCUACAUCUAUAUGUGAUUCAGAUUAUAACAUGUUCUUCAUUCUAUAUGUGAUUCAGAUUAUACAUGUUCUACAUUCUAUAUGUGAUUCAGAUUAACAUGUUCUUCAUUCUAUAUGUGAUUCAGAUUAUACAUGUUCUACAUUCUUAUGUGAUCAGAUUAUACAUGUUCUUCAUUCUAUAGUUGAUUCAGAUUAUACAUGUUCUACAUUCUAUAUGUGAUUCAGAUUAUACAUGUUCUACAUUCUAUAUGUGAUUCAGAUCACAAAGUCUUGUUUGUGAACAUCAAAAGUAUUUUCUGAUUGACUGCAGAAUUAUCGUGUUUUUAUUUCUGUCAAAGCCAUGAUAGUGGUAUUUAAACAUUUAUCUUUUGAUUUAUCAUCUGAGAACAGCAUCAGAGAGAAACAGCUGUAUUGUUGAUGGCCCAAAUGGCACCCUAUUCCCUAUGUAGCGCACUAUUUAGGGAAUAGGGUGCAGUUUUGUGACAUACACUAGGAGUCUGACUGCAGUUGGAUUCCUAUAGCUCGAUACAACACUUGUUUACCAGAUAUUCAGAAACGAAAUAAUCCACUGUGCCCGAGGCCUUGACGUACAGUAAUCCCUGCUUGAUAUUCUACAGACAUUACAUUUUACAUUUUAGUCAUUUAGCAGACGCUCUUAUCCAGAGCGACUUACAGGAGCAAUUAGGGUUAAGUGCCUUGCUCAAGGGCACAUCGACAGAUUUUUCACCUAGUCGGCUCGGGGAUUAGAACCAGCGACCUUUCGGUUACUGGCACUACGCUCUUAACCACUAAACUACCUGAGAUAAGAGAAAGAGUGAUGAGAGAGAAAGGGAGAUAGAUAGAGAGAGAUGAUAGAGAAAGAUGAUCGAUAGAAAGAUAUGAGAGAGAGAGAGAUGGGAGAGAGAGAGAGCGAGAGAGAGAGAUUAGAGAGAGAGAGAGAGAGAUGAGAGAGAGAGAGAGAUUAGAAGAGCGAGGAUAGAGCUGAGAGAGAGAGCUUGCGCGAGAGAGAUUAGAGAGAGCGAGAAUUAGAGGCGGACGAGCGCCUAUAGAGCGAGCUAGAGAGAGGGAUAGAGCGAGGAGAGAGAGAGCGCUAUAGAGGCGCGCGAGAGAUGGAGUCUCUCGAUAGGCGCCGCCUAGAGAUAUCGCCUCAGAGAGAUAUAUGAUAGAGAGAGAGGAGCUGAUGAGAGAGAUUAGAGCUAUAUAAUAUAUGAGAGAAGACGAGAGAUUAGAGAUAGAGGAGCGACUAGAUAGAGAUAGAGAGAGAUAGAGAGAGAAGAGAUAUCUGAUAUAUAUAUGAUACUGAGAUGUAUAUGAGAUAGAGAGGAGAAGAGAGAGAGAGGAGAGAGAGAUGAGAGAGAGAGAGAUGAGGGACAGACAGAGAGAUGAGGGACAGAUACACUACAUGACUAAAAGUAUGUGGACACCUGCUUGUCGAACAUCUCGUUCCAAAACCAUUGGCAUUCAUAUGGAGUUGGUCCCCCCUGCUAUAACAGGGAAGGCUUCCCACUAGAUGUUGGAACAUUGCUGUGGGGACUUUCUUCCAUUCAGUCACAAGAGCAUUAGUGAGGUCGGGCACUGAUGUUGGGCGAUUAGGCCUGGCUCGCAGUCGGCAUUCCAAUUCAUCCCAAAGGUGUUCGAUGGGGUUGAGGUCAGGGCUCUGUGCAGGCCAGUCAAGUUCUUCCACACCGAUCUCGACAAACCAUUUCUGUAUGCUGCAACAGGAAAGGGCCUUCCCCAAACUGUUGCCACAAAGUUGGAAGCACAGAAUCAUCUAGAAUGUCAUUGUAUGCUGUAGCGUUAAGAUUUCCCUUCACUGGAACUAUGGGGCCUAGCCCGAACCACGAAAAACAGCCCCAGACCAUUAUUCCUUCUCCACCAAACUUUACAGUUGGCACUAUGCAUUCGGUCAGGUAGCGUUCUCCUGGCAUCCGCCAAACCCAGAUUCGUCCGUCGGACUGAUAGAUGGUAAAGCAUGAUUCAUCACUCCAGAGAAUGCGUUCCCACUGCUCCAGAGUCCAAUGGCGGCGACCUUUACACCACUCCAGCCGACACUUGACAUUGCGCAUGGUGAUCUUAGGCUUGUGUACGGCUGCUCGGCCAUGGAAACCCAUUCCAUGAAGUUCCCGACGAACAGUUCUUGUGCUGACGUUGCUUCCAGAGGCAGUUUGGAACUCGGUAGUGAGUGUUGCAACCGAGGACAGACAGUUUUAUUUCAUUUUAUACACCUGUCAGCAACGGGUGUGGCUGAAAUAGCCCAAUACACUAAUUUAAAUGUGUGUCCACAUACUGCUGUAUAUAUUGUGUAUAGUACAGUACAGUGAAAUCACAACAGGAAACAUUUCCUUCGUAUGUUUCCCUCAAUGGCCUAUCCAAGCCAGGAGGAAAUUAUCUGAAGGCAAAUUACACACACACACACAAAUGAUUUGCUCAACCUGAAACAUGGUUUUACUGAUGGGUCCUAGAUGCCCUCUCCUGCUGUUGUGCCCUUGAUCAAGACACUUAAACCCUAAACUGCUCCAGGGGUGCUGCAGUGUGGCUGACCCGGUGCUCUAAGGUCUGGGUGUCUUAGGGGGUUAGGAUAACACAAAAAGACUAAUGGCUGUGUCAUUUUACAAUAGACAAUAAAUUAUCUUCUUCCUCCUCUUCCUCCUCUUCUCUUUGUUGACAGUGAUAACAUCCUGGUUCUGGAUAUCUUCUUUGAGGCUCUGAACUACGAGACCAUCGAGCAGACGAAAGCUUACGAGUUUGCUGGAUUGCUUGGUAAGAAAACGCUCGUCAGCAGUUGUAUGGAAAUUGCUGAACAUAAUUGCAAAUAUAGUUAUUAUAAGUUUUAAUAAAAUUGCCAUUAACCACCCUGAGGUGUGUCAUUAUACCUGAAAACAAACUUUUUAAAUUAUGUUUUAGCCCGUGAAUUAAAAAAGUAACUCAAUAUUACUUAAUUUACUGUGGAACCAACGUUUCAGGUUCCAGGCACCCAGCCCUUGCCUGAAAAAUGUCAAAUAUUUUUCAUCAUGUAUAUUUUCAUCAUGCAUGUUUCAUCAUGUAUGUCAUGUGUUUUCGGGUGAUAUUGGUGGUCAGAUGGGUCUCUUUAUGUGUUUUCAGGUGAUAUUGUUGGUCAGAUGGGUCUCUUCAUGUGUUUUCGGGUGAUAUUGGUGGUCAGAUGGGUCUCGUCAUGUGUUUUCGGGUGAUAUUGGUGGUCAGAUGGGUCUCUUCAUGUGUUUUCAGGUGAUAUUGGUGGUCAGAUGGGUCUCUUCAUGUGCUUGGUUUUUUCGGGUGAUAUUGGUGGUCAGAUGGGCCUCUUCAUGUGCUUCGUGUUUUCGGGUGAUAUUGGUGGUCAGAUGGGUCUCUUCAUGUGUUUUCAGGUGAUAUUGGUGGUCAGAUGGGUCUCUUCAUGUGUUUUCAGGUGAUAUUGGUGGUCAGAUGGGUCUCUUCAUGUGCUUGGUGUUUUCGGGUGAUAUUGGUGGUCAGAUUGGUCUCUUCAUGUGCUUCGUGUUUUCGGGUGGUAUUGUUGGUCAGAUGGGUCUCUUCAUGUGCUUCGUGUUUUCGGGUGAUAUUGGUGGUCAGAUGGGUCUCUUCAUGUGCUUCGUGUUUUCGGGUGAUAUUGGUGGUCAGAUGGGUCUCUUCAUGUGCUUCGUGUUUUCAAGUGAUAUUGGUGGUCAGAUGGGUCUCUUCAUGUGUUUUCAGGUGAUAUUGGUGGUCAGAUGGGUCUCUUCAUGUGUUUUUAGGUGAUAUUGGUGGUCAGAUGGGUCUCUUCAUGUGUUUUCAGGUGAUAUUGGUGGUCAGAUGGCUCUCUUCAUGUGCUUUGUGUUUUCAGGUGAUAUUGGUGGUCAGAUGGGUCUCUUCAUGUGUUUUCAGGUGAUAUUGGUGGUCAGAUGUGUCUCUUCAUGUGCUUGGUGUUUUCGGGUGAUAUUGGUGGUCAGAUGGGUCUCUUCAUGUGCUUCGUGUUUUUGGGUGGUAUUGUUGGUCAGAUGGGUAUCUUCAUGUGCUUCGUGUCUUCGGGUGAUAUUGGUGGUAAGAUGGGUCUCUUCAUGUGAUUCGUGUUUUCGGGUGAUAUUGGUGGACAGAUGGGUCUCUUCAUGUGCUUCGUGUUUUCGGGUGAUAUUGGUGGUCAGAUGGGUCUCUUCAUGUGCUCGUGUAUUCGGGUGAUAUUGGUGGUCAGAUGGGUCUUUUCAUGUGCUUCGUGUUUUCGGGUGAUAUUGGUGGUCAGAUGGGUCUCUUCAUGUGCUUCGUGUUUUCGGGUGGUAUUGGUGGUCAGAUGGGUCUCUUCAUGUGCUUCGUGGUUUUGGGUGAUAUUGGUUGUCAGAUAGGUCUCUUCAUGUGCUUCGUGUUUUCGGGUGAUAUUGGUGGUCAGAUGGGUCUCUUCAUGUGUUUUCAGGUGAUAUUGGUGGUCAGAUGGGUCUCUUCAUGUGUUUUCAGGUGAUAUUGGUGGUCAGAUGGGUCUCUUCAUGUGCCUGGUGUUUUCGGGUGAUAUUGGUGGUCAGAUGGGUCUCUUCAUGUGUUUUCAGGUGAUAUUGGUGGUCAGAUGGGUCUCUCAUGUGUUUUCAGGUGAUAUUGGUGGUCAGAUGGGUCUCUUCAUGUGCUUUGUGUUUUCGGGUGAUAUUGGUGGUCAGAUGGGUCUCUUCAUGUGUUUUCAGGUGAUAUUGGUGGUCAGAUGGGUCUCUUCAUGUGUUUUCAGGUGAUAUUGGUGGUCAGAUGUGUCUCUUCAUGUGCUUGGUGUUUUCGGGUGAUAUUGGUGGUCAGAUGGGUCUCUUCAUGUGCUUCGUGUUUUCGGGUGGUAUUGUUGGUCAGAUGGGUAUCUUCAUGUGCUUCGUGUCUUCGGGUGAUAUUGGUGGUCAGAUGGGUCUCUUCAUGUGAUUCGUGUUUUCGGGUGAUAUUGGUGGACAGAUGGGUCUCUUCAUGUGCUUCGUGUUUUCGGGUGAUAUUGGUGGUCAGAUGGGUCUCUUCAUGUGCUCGUGUAUUCGGGUGAUAUUGGUGGUCAGAUGGGUCUCUUCAUGUGCUUCGUGUUUUCGGGUGAUAUUGGUGGUCAGAUGGGUCUCUUCAUGUGCUUCGUGUUUUCGGGUGAUAUUGGUUGUCAGAUGGGUCUCUUCAUGUGCUUCGUGUUUUCGGGUGAUAUUGGUGGUCAGAUGGGUCUCUUCAUGUGCUUCGUGUUUUCGGGUGAUAUUGGUGGUCAGAUGGGUCUCUUCAUGUGCUUCGUGUUUUCGGGUGAUAUUGGUUGUCAGAUGGGUCUCUUCAUGUGCUUCGUGUUUUCGGGUGAUAUUGGUGGUCAGAUGGGUCUCUUCAUGUGUUUUCAGGUGAUAUUGGUGGUCAGAUGGGUCUCUUCAUGUGUUUUCAGGUGAUAUUGGUGGUCAGAUGGGUCUCUUCAUGUGUUUUCAGGUGAUAUUGGUGGUCAGAUGGGUCUCUUCAUAGGUGCCAGUAUCCUCACCAUCCUAGAACUCUUUGACUACCUAUAUGAGGUAAGCCUUCAUUUUGUAAAUGUAAAAUGUUUCUAGGUUUCCUGUCAGAUCUUUCUUCAAAAUCUAAUCCGGUGUGUCCUGAAACAGUUCACCGAAGGCAUACUUAGGUAUUUGUUUAUGUCUUGGCUUUUUGCUUGCAUCUAGGUUUCCUAGAGAAUGUUUGCCUCCAGGUAAUGGUAGUAUAUAUGUAAAUGUAUGUAAAUAUCCUUCAUUUACAUGAUUCUCUCAGGGCAAUAUGUUUAGUUGAGUGAUGGACAGCCACAGGCCGUAGAACUAGCCAGCCACACAGAAACAAUCCAUUUCCACUAGCAUUGCUGCAUUCUCCAAAAAUGCUAACCAAUUUAUUGUGGAUGUUGCUUAGUAACCAGCUAACUGGUUUAACAACUGUCUGGAGGAAACAACACCCUAGGGAAGUUUUUUAAGCUACACUUAAAAAAAAAAAGUGAACUACAUGUAUCCCGUUAAAACUAGCCACACACCUUAAAACGAGCUUGCAGAUCAUUCAUUUCCAGGUGUCUGAAAGCAGCUCAUCUCUCUCAGGCGCAGCACUGUUGUAGCACUGUUGACUACAUUAACAUUUUAGACAUAUUGUAUUUGGGAUUCAGUUAGGAUGCUUCUGUUCCUGUCGGUUUUUAUCAGAGCAACAACCUCCCUGGGUAGAAUAGCUGCCUGUUCUACAAGGGUGUGUUUCAGCAUUCGCUCUUUCUGUUUACAGUAUGUUCAUGUACUCAUGAUUAAUUCUAUCUAUAUAAAACAUUUUAAUUUAAAAUGUAAUCAUUUUUUGUUAGUUUUAAUGACUUCUUGAUGGGAAAAAACUGGGAUCAGUAGCUUAUUUCAUUAUUGUACGCAUUACUGCCAUUGGAAAUCAUUUAUAAAUGUGUACCAUCAAUCGUCUUUGAAUUAUAGAACUUUCUCAUUACAAUAUUCAUUAGUCUCAAUAAGAAUCCAGUAUUAAACAACGAAAACCGUUCACCAAUAGUCCGUUUUUAAAAAAGGAAAACAGAUUAACAGUGAACAGUCAGUUGGCUGCAUUCCAAAAGUCUGUUCCUCUGAGGCACUGCUUCAAAGACCAGCUACUAUGUUUGCUUGUUUGCAGGUGAUCAAGUACAAGCUGUGUCGGUGCUCAAAUAAGAAACACAAACGCAGCAACAGCAACGACCGGGGAACAGUUCUGAGUCUGGACGACGUCAAACGCCAUGUCAGUAGGCUAGCUCUAUCUCUGGCUAAGUAUUUGCAGUGUCUGGAAGAAUUGUUGGACCGAUACAGGAUAGAUGGGGGGGGGGGGGAGAGAGAGAAAGACAGAGAGCCAAAGAAAGGAAUAGAGAGAGAGAAAGACAGACAGAGAGCCAAAGAAAGGGAGAGAUUGUGUGAGAGAGAAAUAGAGAGAGGGUGGAAAUGGUUUCACUUUAAUCACAGAUGGUCUACAGGGCCAGCCUAGUGGGUUUACAAUGAGAGCUGGGGGGGGGUGACAGCUCCUGAUUUUCAAGUGCGCACUCUUAGAAAAAAGGGUUCCAAAAGGGUUCUUUGGCUGUCCCCAUAGGAUAACCUUUUUUGGUUGCAGGGAGAACCCUUUUUGGUUUCACGUAGAACCCUUUCAGGUUCCAUUUAGAACCCUCUGCGGAAAAGGUCCUACAUGGAACCCAAAAGGGUUCUAACUGUAACCAGAAGGGUUCUACCUGGAACCAAAAAUGGUUAUACCUGUAACCAAAAAUGGGUCUACAAAGGGUUCUCCAAUGAGGACAGACAAAUAACCAUUUUAGAUCUAAAUAGCACAUUUUUUUCUAAGAGUGUAAGUGGAGCCAGUUCAGUUCAGUCUAAUUGUAGCUUGAGGACUGGGGAGGGAGGUAGGGAGGGAGAGAGAGAAACGGUUGGUUCGCUGCAUGGAGUUAUUUCAACCUCCUUUACCCUGCGUUCCUCCGUUUAAUCCAUUAUCUUUCUUUCCCUCCACACGGCACCAGUACUUCUGCCUUUCUUUCUGACCCCAAAACAGUUUCCUUUCAAAUGGCACCUUAUUCUCUAUAUAGUGCACUACUUUAGACUAAGUAGUGCACUAUAAAAUGAAAGGGUGAUUUUUGGCAGUAUUUUCUCUUUGGUUUCAUUCCACUACAGUAUGGUCACUCCUCACUACUACCGGACGUGUUAUUCAUGUCUCUCCUUCCUCUUCGCUCCUCCCUUCCUCUUCGCUCCUCCCUCAGGCGCCCUGUGAGAACCUGCGCACGCCGGGUACGUAUCCUGCCAACAUGUUACCUCACCAUCCAGCGCAGGGCAACUUCGAAGACUUCACGUGCUGAGCCAUUCAGGAGAAAGCAGGAAGUACCUGAGCCAAUCAGGACAGGAGGAAGAAGGAGGAAUAACCUGGCUGGCAGAAUGCAACCAAAGUCAACCAUACAACAAGAAUAUCUGACGUGAACGGAUUCUCAAUAUGGAAACUUUUCUUACUCUCUGAGAGGAGGGGGAAAAUAUCAACAAUCACAUCAAGUGGAGAAGAAGAAGAUUAUUCCAAACAUAUAUAUAUCUGUAAAAGUUCUGGUAAUUUUUUUGGAAUUUGCAAUCCUAGAAGUAAAUCCUGAAUGUUCUAUCUCUAUGUUUGGAAUAGAACCAGGAAACAAAGACUCUACUCUUCAAGAACACAUUGCAAAUAUGGACUUCUCACUCUAAAACAGAGAGAUAUGGGAAAUGCAUCUAACUACUGUACAGACACAACACUGUACAGACAACAUCAACAGAGCCCCAUGCCUUUACUGU
Messenger RNA from Coregonus sp. 'balchen', 24129 nucleotides. The record is from the annotation of a GenBank genome assembly. Lineage: Eukaryota; Metazoa; Chordata; Actinopteri; Salmoniformes; Salmonidae.